This is a messenger RNA of Striga hermonthica, 1842 nucleotides long. NCBI's taxonomy places the organism in Eukaryota, Viridiplantae, Streptophyta, Magnoliopsida, Lamiales, Orobanchaceae. The record is from the annotation of a GenBank genome assembly.
AUGCGUCAAACCCGAGUCAUAUCCAUCCAGCUCCCUUGGAGAGGACUAAGCGGAACAAUCUCCGAAAAUAUCGGCCAGCUCAGAGCCCUUCGUCGUCUUAGCCUCCACGACAAUUUUCUCUCCGGCCCCGUGCCCGAAUCCCUCGGCUCUCUCCCUAACCUUAGAGGCAUACAUUUGUUCAAUAACCGCCUCUCGGGCUCCAUUCCUCCUUCCAUUGCUGCUAACUGUUUGCUUCUUCAAACGCUCGAUCUUAGCAACAAUCGGCUAACGGGUUCUAUUCCUCCGAACCUCACUAACUCAACCAGGUUGUAUAGGCUUAACUUGAGCUUCAACGAGCUGUCGGGCUCGAUCCCCGUGAGCCUAGCUCGACUCGAGUCUCUCACUUUUCUUUCUCUUCAGAAUAAUAAUCUCUCGGGUAGAAUCCCAGACGAAUUAGGCAGUCUUUUUCGACUAACGUCGAUUGAUUUUUCGAGAAACAAUCUCAUGGGUGAAAUUCCAGCUUCAUUGGUUACAUUAUCAAAUCUAUCUUCUUUUAAUGUUUCGUACAAUAAUCUAUCCGGCCCUGUCCCUUCAUUUCUAGCUAAGAAGUUCAACUCGACCUCGUUUGUUGGUAACGUUCAGUUAUGUGGAUACACUGGCUUGAAGCUAUGUCCUUCUCCAGGACCUGAUAAUAAUAGUUCAACUUCCUCAUCCCAAACGGGCCUCAACCAUCAAAAUCGUCGAACAUUAAGCACGAGGGAUGUUAUUCUAAUAGCAGCUGGUUCCCUUUUAAUUGUUUUACUAAUAAUCCUCUGCUGUGUGCUUCUCUGUUUCUUGAUCAGGAAAAGGGCAGCCUCAAAGGCAGCUAGCAAGGGCAAACCAAGAACUUCAGCCCCAUCCAAGCCAGUCAUGGAAACGGGAGCAGAGGCCGCCGGGCCGAGCCUCGACAAUGGGGGCAAAUUAGUCCAUUUCGAUGGCGACAUUAUAUUCACCGCUGAUGAUUUGUUGUGUGCUACUGCAGAGACUAUGGGAAAAAGCGUUUACGGGACGACUUACAAGGCGACUUUGGAGGAUGGAGAUAAUACAGUUGCGGUCAAGAGGCUGAGGGAGAAGAUCACAAAGCCACAAAAGGAGUUCGAGUCUGAAGUCUCGUUGCUCGGGAAAAUCCGGCAUCCAAAUAUCUUGGCUCUGAGAGCUUAUUACUUGGGACCUAAAGGCGAGAAGCUUCUGGUCUACGAUUAUAUGGUUAACGGGAGCCUUGCAUCUUUCCUUCAUGCUAGAGGACCUGAAACGAGCGUCCCGUGGCCCACGAGAAAGGCGAUAGCCGUGGGAAUAGCCCGCGGGCUAUCUUUCCUCCACACGGAGCAAAACAUCGUGCACGGGAACCUCACGUCAAGCAACAUUCUACUCGACCAGCACAACUGCCCGAAAAUUGCUGAGGUCGGCCUCUCCCGCCUCGUCACCAGCGCCAAUAUCAUCGCGACAGCUGGCGCAAUGGGUUACCGGGCCCCAGAGCUUUCGAAACCGAAGAACUCGAGCGCCAAAUCAGAUGUCUUCAGCCUUGGCGUGAUCUUAUUGGAGCUCCUGACCGGAAAAUCUCCGGGAGAGACGGGGGAAGGGCCCGACUUGCCCCAAUGGGCCGCAUCUACCAUGAAGGAUGAGAGCGCCAGUCGAGUAUUUGAUGGUGAGCUGUCAAGGGAUGGCGCAGAUGGAGAUGAAUUGCUCGGUGCUUUGAGACUGGCGUUGAAUUGUGUGGACCCUUCGCCUGGGGUCAGGCCCGAGGCCCGAAAUGUUCUGCAAGGCCUGGAGGAGCUGAGGCCGAAAGAAGAAGUUGUGGUUAGGCCGGCUUCCGGGGAUGUUUGA